Molecule: messenger RNA, 3760 nt
Organism: Coregonus clupeaformis (lake whitefish)
Lineage: Eukaryota; Metazoa; Chordata; Actinopteri; Salmoniformes; Salmonidae
Exons: 2
Coding region: 203-3760 (1185 amino acids)
Molecular function (GO): calcium ion binding
Source: RefSeq, a predicted model, not a curated record
GACCAACCCACAGCCAAACAGCAAACUUCUUAUAAAAACCAAUGCAAUUUGAAACACAUUAACUCCUGCAAAUUGACACACUCAGAGAGAGAGAGAGAGGGAGAGAGAGAACACAGUGCUGAAUCUUCAAUCCAGGACCACAUAUCAAGUUGUUAACCUUCAUAAAGGAGAAAGCAGUUUUUGUGAAUGUUGAACAGCCACCAUGAGGCCUGCUGGUCUUUCCAUUUUCAUUGCCGUCCUCUCAGCCUCUGUCCUGGGGUGCAGCUCCAUGUUGCCUUGGCCUUACUCCAGCCAGGAGUGGCAACAUGUUGACAAUAAUCGGCCAAAUGAAGUGGAAAUUCACUUAGUGCUGGGGCCACGCAAUGUCUUCAACAACGACCUAGCUUAUAUAUAUUACGGAACGUAUUACUACACACAGAAAAAAGUUAAGGUGUGUGUUAUUAAAUUAAACACGGACCAAAACGGUCAACAUUCUUUUGAAGAGCUUUCCAGGCCAAGUGGUGUGAGCGAUACACUUAUUCAGAAUGCUGAUAGAGUCAAGAUUACCUUGAUUUCUCAUGGUAACAGAAAACUUAUGGAGUCAAAAUACGGAAAUCUGAAACUUUAUGGUGUGGACUACAACAUCAAUAACAUGAAUUACCAACAACUGGCUAGUGUGGUGAAGGAAUUUGUCAGCAAGCUGAAACAACCCCUAGUUGAAAUGCGAUUCAUUGUUUGCAAUGCUGGCUCGAACGCCGCAGGAAAUUAUAUGACUCGAUUCAUGAAGGAGGUGAAUAAUAAUAAUCAGGGGUUCCAGCUCCGUAAGAUUGUGGCGUACGACACCUACGUGUCAACAUCCAACACAUUCAAUGUUUACCAAACUACAUUUGUUGAUGUUCCUGAAGAUCUAAUCUGGAUGUAUGAGCAACGGGGUAUUAUGGAACCUAUUUCUUUUAUGAAUUAUUUCAACCAGGGGCGAUGGAGGAAUGAAAUAACCAUAAAAGAUAAAAGAAGAGUUGUGUUUACUUAUGAAAAAGGAGACGUGUAUCGCAGCAACUUGCGAAAAAUUACUAAUCAUAAUAAUAAUCAAAUGGACAUCGACAUGGAAACAAACAUAAACCAGCUUAAUGACCAAAACAGCUUUGGGGAGCAGCUUGAUAAUAACUUAAAUGGUUGUUUUAAGAAGAGGCGGCGGCGCAGAAAUGUGUGCAAUUCAGAGGAGUAUGUGGUGAAGGAGACGUCACUGAGCAUUAAAGACGGUCAAGUGGAGGUGGAAGUGGCAAGCAGGAGGAACCCAGAGGACACCCACCUGGUCUCCUUCCCUCUCGAUGAGUCCAAAAGCUUCUACACCCGGCAGAUCGAAGAGAAUGCCAUGCAUCAGGGCAGUCGAGUGAAAGGGGCAGGUGGGGGUGUCCUGGACAAGAUCAACAGAGGCAUGGCAGUGUAUGGCAUUGUGGCUGGCUUCAUUGGGGCGGGGAAGUUUUUUGCAGAGAAUGACACAGCCAGAGGGGCCUUCACUCUCACCCAGUCUCUACACGGGCUUGGGGGGCUGACUGGCGUGAAUCAACAGCUCUCCAAAAUGUCCCAGAACAUAUUAAAAAGCACCAUCCGUAAAGGGGCAGAGAGAUUGGGUCUGGAGAAGACACUGGAGAGAGUCAGCGGCUCACUGGAAAGAGUUGAGGAGAGUGCCGCUGGACAGUUUCUGAAGGACAUUCCUGGCUUGGGUUUCCAAUUCUAUUUCAUAGCUGAAGAUUCUGUAGCUAUUCAGACCAGCAACAACUCUGACCCAGAACAGAAUAAAUAUUAUGGCUUAAAAGUUUCCAACUUAGUCUUGGACGUGUCAACCACAGUGCUGUCCAUCGCUGAACUGGCCUUCCCUCCGGCAGCACUCAUUCUGGAGCCCAUAAUCAUUGGCCUGACCAUAGUUAGGAUGUCCAUCAGUGAUUUUUACUGCGAUGUUGUGAGUGAGCUGGACCGGCUGCCCAAGGCUGCUAAUGACAUACAGAAACUGACUGCUGUUUUAAAAGGGUUAGCGGAAGGUGCUUUGGAUUUUGGGACGGGAGGGCUGCUGAGACAGAUGAAAAAGGUGGAUGAAGAAUACAGGAAAAACCAAGAGCUUCUGCUGAAUUUGUCCUCUCCGGGCGCCUAUUACAGAAUAGUGGCCAAUGACGGUAACGCAAGCACCAUCGACCUGACGGAAGGGGCGCUCUCUCAGUACGGGGGUUUGAUAACGGUCCAGCUGUCGAACCACGGCAAUGUCACCAUUCAGAUUGGAGGCAUUGAUGAUGGGCGAGGCGGGGUCAAAACCAUUGUGAAAACAUUCCACAACCCCGCCAUUCAGAGCAUCAUUCUUGGGGUGGGGGAGUCUCGCCAGUUCCUGUACACCCAGAAGACUGCAAACCUGUGGUGGGUCAUCCCAGUGCACUCCCAACGGGUCAUCUGUGGAGAACUCCUGCUCCGCUCCUCCCUGUUCGGCACCUAUUAUGGGAAUGACAAGGACAACUCCUUCUUUGCCCUCCAGCAACCGGCAGCGGAGCAGCCUCCCCCGGCUCCCUCAGACCCCUGUGCUUAUGGAGGCCUCGACUUGGACUACGUGAUCCGGAACUACCGCUACACCAUCCAUGGCCAUGGGGGGGAUGACUUUUUCUUUCUCGGGCAGCAGGCUUCGGUGCUCUCUGGUGGAGAAGGGAGGGACCUUUAUGUCUUUCCCACAGGCGGAACCAUUUCCGAGAUUGACAACUUCUCCCACGAUUUGUUUGAGGAUCACCUGCUGAUUAAAGCACCUUUCAGCCGCAUUGAUUGUAUCCGGCAUCAAAACGAUCUUUUACUUGUUUACGGACAACAGAAGAAGCACCAGAUCACCAUAAAGAACUGGUUUACCCACAGCAACGUUGACUACUAUCAGCACAUGACAUUUCAGUCUGCUGACGGUGUCAUGUUUAAAAUAGCAGACAGAGGACUUACGGGGCACAAGUUCCAUACUAUCUGUGUCCCGGAAACUCUGGACAACACCAAAUCCCAAAGUCCGGUGUUUCUCAGACUGGAGGGGGAUUACCAAAGCGUAAUCAGGGUUUUGGGCAGCAAUUUUAGUGACAGCAUUUUGGGCAACAAAAGGGACAACGUUCUCAAUGGUGGUCCGGGAGCAGACGUGCUUGAAGGAGGAGAGGGAGCCGACACCUAUGAGAUCUUCCCAGCAGAAGGCUGUGAUAUCAUCAACAACUACGCCACAGACCAGAAAUUAGACUUGGUGGUGUUUCACGUGCCCUUCCAGAGUAUUCGUGCAGAACUGCUGGAUGAUGGUGUUCGGGUGACAGACGAAAAAGAGCCCAAGUCGACGUGUUUCCAUUUGCAAAAGUGGAACAUUGACAGACAAUAUCAACACUUGGCGUUUCUGUCUUCAGAUCAUGUGACUUUUUACAUCUCAAAAAGUGAAGACAGUGGGCUGGUAAAGACGCCGCUGAUGGUCGACCUCAGUACAGAGAAACACGGCAGCACCGUAAACCUCAACAAAACUGACCAACACUUCCACACUGUGGUGACUGUCUUCGACUCCCCCUAUGAUGACGUCAUUGUCGGGAAUGCGCUGGGCAACUUCCUGAGCUGCACCGGGGGCAGGGACCGCCUGCAGGGAGGAGGUGGCAGUGAUAAAUACGUCAUCAAGUCUGGGUGCGGAGGAGCUCACAUCAACAAUUUUGCAGAAGACAAAACUAGCGAUGUUUUGUUUAUCCAGUAUGCCUGGGGGAAAUCAAAACAGAGCUUAGAUUCCCACAUCUCGUGUUGA